Messenger RNA from Nerophis lumbriciformis (worm pipefish), 1791 nucleotides. Lineage: Eukaryota; Metazoa; Chordata; Actinopteri; Syngnathiformes; Syngnathidae. The record is from RefSeq and is a predicted model, not a curated record.
AUGUUACCGAGCCAGGUUGGGUCGGCACCACAGGGAAACGCGUCAUCUUCAGCUAGAGGAACCGUCGGGCUCGGUUCGGCUUCUGUUGUCGGCGGGAUUCGUCCCGUCUUGAUCCGAGCAGGGCUUGGCGAGAGUGCGAGCGGGGAAGGGCGGCACGGAACCAGAGAAGCGCUCGGGAUGCUGGGGGCGAACGGUCCAGGGGGUCCGCGAGGUGUGCGAUCCGGGAACGGGACCGGGGUGAGCCCCCUUCAGGCAGCAAUCCAGGGCAGCAUGGUGGGUCUCAACGCGGGGUUGGUGCUGCCCCACGGGGCCAGGUUCGACCCGGAGAGGGAGAGUGUGCCUCUCUGCAGCGGAUCGGACAACGACUCGGACUCUGGGGAUGACGACGACCCGGUUUCUUCGCUCGGCGACAGCAGGAGAGGGGUGAAGCGGGAGAGAACCGAGCUGGAAGCUGCUGCCACGGGCCAGGAAGUCGGAGGAGUUCCCGGAGGCUAUGGCCUGGCUCCGGGGGGAGUAGCGGGGGCCAAGCCGGGGAAGAAGACACGUGGGCGCGUCAAGAUCAAGAUGGAAUUUAUUGACAACAAGUUGAGACGCUACACCACUUUCAGCAAGAGGAAGACUGGCAUUAUGAAGAAGGCCUACGAGCUGUCCACCCUGACAGGAACCCAAGUUCUGCUGCUCGUGGCCAGUGAAACGGGUCACGUCUACACGUUUGCUACCCGUAAACUCCAGCCUAUGAUCACAAGUGAAACGGGCAAAGCGCUGAUCCAAACAUGCCUCAACUCACCGGACUCACCGCCACGUUCGGACCCAUCCACAGACCAGCGCAUGAGUGCAACAGGCUUCGAGGAGACGGACCUCACCUACCAGGUGUCUGAGUCGGAGAGCAUGGGCGACACUAAGGAUACUUUGAAACCCACAUUCACAGUUGCCAGCCUACCAGGCGGUACCAGCAGCGCCCAGGCCACUGUGCCCACCACCUCCACCAGCAUGCAGGUGAGCAGCGGGCCCAACUUUCCCAUCACCAACUACCUGGCCCCCGUUUCCGCCAGCACCAGUGUCAGUGCCAACGGGACUGUCCUUAAGACCACCGGCGCCUCCACAGGAGUGAUGCAGCUACCCAGUGGCUUCACAUUCAUGCCAGCAGGCACUCCUCUCCCCCCUGGCACCCCCACCAUUCCGCUGAGCCAGCUGCAGCAACACUCCCUGACCCUCCAGGGGCAGCACGGUCAGACUUUGACCGCCGCCCCUCAGCCUCAGCAGGGCCAACAGGCCGUCUUCCGCUUCCCCGCUGCUGUCUCCCUCACAGGGACGGGUGUCCCACAGCAGCUCCAGGCCAUUCAGGUUCACCCCAACACCCAGCCCAUCUCCAACAGUGAGGGUAGCCCCGAGAUGUCCCACACCUCCACAAACUCCACAGCUGCUGUGAGUCUCCCGGCAACCAUCGUCACCUCAUCAGUGCCGUCGACUGUGGCGGGUCACAUGAUGUACCCCAGUCCCCACACGGUGAUGUACGCCUCCACGCCCGCGCUGGCCGACGGGGGGCUCGCCGUGCUCAACGCCUUCUCCCAGGGCACGUCGGCCAUGCAGGUGUCACACGCGCAAGCCCACGACGCAGCGUCCGUCCCCCAGGUGUUCCUGACGGCCCCCCCGGGCACGGUGCAGAUCCCUGUUUCCGCAGUGCAACUUCACCCAAUGGUGAUUGGACCCCAGUCGAGCGGCAGCAGCACUAACCUGACCGAACUACAAGUGGUCAACUUGGACACGGCGCAAAACUCCAAAAGUGAUUGA